AAUAAAUAAAUAAAUAAAUACAAACAAAAAAGGGCACUGAGUUCGUACUGUUUGGGAGCUGUGCCGACUGUCGAGUUCUUAAUAUCAUGCCCAUUAUCACGACAAAACCCUAAUUUCCUUAGAUUUUUCUUUCAUUCGCGCCCAAUCUCCGCCGAUGCAGCACGAGGACCCUAGAAACGGUGAGUCGGCUCACCGCAGCUCCAAAAAACCCAAACUUUCCUCCAAGUUUAUUACCGAGUCGGAUACCCGUGACGAGUUCUCUCACCACCAGCCACGUGUCGCUCGCAUCAACAACGGGAGUUUUGGUAGCUGUCCCGGCUCAGUUCUCACUGCCCAACGCCAUUGGCAGCUGCAGUUCCUCUGCCAACCUGAUGCCUUUUACUUCAAUACCCUCCGUGACGGAAUAACGGCGUCACGGAAAAUCAUAAAGGACCUCAUAAACGCCGACCACGUCGACGAGGUCUCCCUCGUCGAUAACGCCACAACCGCCGCUGCCAUCGUCCUCCAACGGAUCGGCCUAAGUUUCGCCGAAGGGAAGUUCCAGAAAAACGACACGGUUUUAAUGCUCCACUGCGCAUUUCAGGCCGUUAAAAAAUCAAUUCAAGCGUAUGUCACUCGCGCCGGUGGCUCCGUUAUCGAGGUACGGCUACCAUUCCCAGUAAAUUCAGAGGAAGAAAUCAUUUCAGAAUUCAAAAAAUCAAUCGAGGAAGGAAAGUCCAACGGUAGAAAGAUAAGGUUAGCGAUUAUCGAUCAUAUUACAUCAAUGCCAUCUGUUGUUAUUCCGGUAAAAGAAUUAGUUAGGAUUUGUAGGGCGGAAGGAAUAGAGCAGGUUUUUGUAGACGCUGCACACGCGAUUGGGAGCGUGAAAGUAGAUGUCAAAGAAGUUGGAGCCGAUUUUUAUGUUAGCAAUUUACAUAAGUGGUUUUUCUGCCCGCCUUCUGUAGCAUUUCUGUAUUGUAAAAAUUCAACUUCAUCAUCUGAUUUGCAUCACCCUGUUGUUUCACACGAGUAUGGAAAUGGAUUGCCAAUUGAAAGCUCCUGGAUCGGAACUAGGGAUUAUAGUUCUCAGCUAGUGGUUCCUUCAGUUUUGGACUUUGUUAACAGGUUCGAAGGUGGGAUUGAUGGGAUAAUGAAGAGGAACCAUGAUGAAGUGGUGAAGAUGGGGAAGAUGUUGGCGGAGUCUUGGGGGACAAAUUUAGGAACUCCUCCAGAGAUGUCUGCUGCGAUGAUUAUGGUUGGUUUGCCUUCGAGGUUGUGUCUUAAUAGUGAGGAGGAUGCUGUGACAUUGAGGUCGCAUUUGCGAGAUCAUUAUGGGGUCGAAGUUCCAAUCUUUCAUCAGGUUUCCAAGGACGGGGAAGAGGAAGUUAGAGAUAAGGAUGGGUUUAUUACAGGAUAUGUGAGAAUUUCUCAUCAGGUUUAUAAUAAAUUGGAAGAUUAUGAGAAAUUGAGGGAUGCUAUUAAUCAGUUAGUUGAGGAUGGGAAAACGUGCAAAAUGCUUUAUACAGAAUGAAGAGGCAGUCAUAACAGUCGGAGCAGCAUUCUACGGAAUAAAAUCUGUGUUUUUCCAUCUUUCUGAUGCUUGUGGCAUCACACAGUUCUUAAGGAACCAAACAACAUAAAGGAAAAAGAGCAGCGCAGAAGAAAUUAUAUGUGCUUCUUGGAACCGCAAAAUCAUUUUCGGAGAACCUCUGACCAAUGUAAUCUGACAUGUGUCUGGAGCUUUGUUCUAUCAAUCCCUGUAGUUGGACAAUAAAUCUAUGAAAUCUAGCAUUUUUUAGCAGUUAACCUGCUUUCGGCUGAAUUUUGUUUUUCUUUAGAAUAUCUCAAGUGUUCGAGUUUACAUGUGUUUGUAAUCUGUAUAGUAUUUGUCUGAUACGAAUUUCAUAAGGCAAGCAUCUUUAGCAUUUAUCAA
Messenger RNA from Hibiscus syriacus, 1912 nucleotides. RefSeq names its product L-cysteine desulfhydrase-like. The record is from RefSeq and is a predicted model, not a curated record. The transcript has 2 exons. NCBI's taxonomy places the organism in Eukaryota, Viridiplantae, Streptophyta, Magnoliopsida, Malvales, Malvaceae. The coding region runs from base 155 to 1510 and encodes 451 amino acids.